This is a messenger RNA of Wyeomyia smithii (pitcher-plant mosquito), 3340 nucleotides long. RefSeq names its product putative polypeptide N-acetylgalactosaminyltransferase 9. The transcript has 5 exons. Gene Ontology annotation, cellular component: Golgi apparatus. NCBI's taxonomy places the organism in Eukaryota, Metazoa, Arthropoda, Insecta, Diptera, Culicidae. The record is from RefSeq and is a predicted model, not a curated record. Bases 114 to 1856 code for a protein of 580 amino acids.
AUGGAUCGUUAUGCAGUUACAGUUUGUCACUCGUAGUGAACUCCCGUGGAAGUGAAAACAUGAGCUGAUCGUUGUUGAAAAGUGACAUUAAUUUGCUUUCGCCAGGGCAAAACAUGAAACUAAUCGAACCUACGUCGCGUUUGCGACGCAACCGCUGGUUGCUUAUCUGCGUGGCAGGUGUGAGUGCAAUAAUACUACUUACCUGCUAUCACCGUACGAUGAGCGCAAGGCUCGACAACAUUCAGGUGCAGCUGCUCGAAGAAACGUCAGUUUCAACUAUCAGCGGACCGGACUUAUUUGAAACUCCCAGCUAUGAGUUAGAUCCGAAACUACUUAGUCCCCCGCCAGGAGAUAUGGGUGCUGCGGUAAUAUUGCCCGAUGAUUUACCGCAAGCGGCAAAAGACCUGUCGGAUAGAGAGUUCAAGAUGGCAGCCAUGAACGAGUUCGUUAGCGAUCUAAUUUCGGUGCACCGUCGAUUGCCGGACUAUCGGGACGAUUGGUGCAAAGAACCUGGUCGGUUCCUCGCCCAUCUGCCGCAAACCUCGGUGGUGAUAGUUUUCUACAACGAACCGUGGUCGGUGUUGGUCCGAACCGUUCACUCCGUGCUCGAUCGGUCCCCACCGCAGCUGCUGCGAGAAGUGCUGCUAGUAGAUGACUGCUCCUCUCUGCCACAAAUAAAAACGCAACUGGAUGAGUAUUUUGUCAGCUAUCCAAAGGUACGAAUCUUGCGGGCGACCGAACGUCUAGGUCUGAUCAAAGCACGCCUGCUGGGUGCGAAAAAUACGACUACUGAGAUUAUAACUUUCCUUGAUGCACACUGUGAAUGUACCGCCGGAUGGUUGGAAGCCCAGUUGGAUCGGGUGGCCCGGAGUUCGACCACGAUAGCUCUGCCGGCGAUCGACUGGAUCGAUGAGCAUAACUUCGCGUAUAUUUCGAACAAAUCGCUCUCUUACUACGGUGCUACCGACUGGGGCUUCCAGUUUGCUUGGCGAGGACGCUGGGACCGUAAGGUGCAACCGGCAAAUCGGCUCGAACCGUUCGAGACUCCCAUCAUGGCCGGUGGGCUGUUCUCCAUCAAUCGUACCUUUUUCGCUCAUCUCGGGUGGUACGACGAGGACUUUGGAAUCUACGGUGGUGAGAAUGUGGAACUGUCGCUUAAAGCGUGGAUGUGCGGUGGCUGGUUGGAGACGGUUCCCUGCUCGAGGGUUGGUCACGUCCAGAAGGCGGGUCAUCCGUAUUUGCGCGAUUAUAAGACCGACUGGGUGCGGGUUAAUACGGUACGGGUCGCCGAGGUUUGGCUCGAUCAGUAUGCCCAGGUGGUGUACGAUAUGUUUGGUGGGCCCCAGUUUCGGGGGGACUUUGGUGACGUUUCGGCCAGGAAGAAACUGCGACAAAGCUUGCAGUGUAAGACCUUCAAGUGGUAUCUGGAGAAUGUCUUUCCGGAGUUGGAAGAUCCCGCUGGACACGGAGUAGGUCAUGGAAAGUUUAGAAACGCAGCAACCGGAGAUUCAUUAUGUCUUCAAUAUCCGCGAGCAGAUGGAACUGCGGGAUUGCAACGCUGCCGGGCAGCCAAAGACCCGGAUCAACUGUGGGUGCACAACAUGCUGGGUGAGGUCAGCACUAAGAACAUCUGCGUAGACUACGCUGGUGAUGCUGCGCUUCAAAUGAUACAUUGCCACAAAGGAAGAGGUAACCAGGAGUGGAGGUAUUCGAAGUUGAAUAAACAAUUUACUCACGUGCGGCACAAUAAAUGCUUGGCUGUUAGUGCGAAUGCCGUUCGGAAACUGCUAGUAGAACCGUGCGAUUCUAAUAAGGCAACGCAACGAUGGGAAUUUCCGUUUCUGGAUUUGGAAUAAAUUUUGUAAAACUUUCAGAACUCUUGCUAAUUUUGUUUACAGUUUUACAACGGUGAUCUAUGAAACUCUGUAUUAGAGUGGUUCCUUUUGGGACCCCAUACAAGCCUAAACUUACCGGAAGUCGAUUGGUUUUGUCUCCGCUUGGCGCAUUGCAUUUCAAAUUUGUAUGGAAAUUUAUAUGUGACAACCUAUUUUGCAUUUACCCUUCUAGAAAGCUCAAUAAUGAUCUAAUAUUGCACAACAUUAUAUAUAAAAGUAUAGUAUUUUAGAUGCCUAAUAACUUUGCAGAAGGCACUAGAAAGCUAGGAUGUUCCUAAGAAGAGCAAAAGCUGUUUAAAGUUGAGUAUGUCGAUUUAAAUGAAGAAAAUCUUGUUUUUUGCUAACAUUACCAGGGUGGCUUACAACGUGUUUCAGAGGUUACUUCUAAUGGAAAUCUGACUAACGCCGGUACACUGGCAGUGUUAGCAGAAAAAUGAUUUGCAACAUAAAUUUCGACAUACUCAACUUUGAACAGCUCUAGUAUUUUUUGGCACACCCUAGCUCUUUAGUGUCUCCGGCCAAGUUGAUAGGCAUAAAAAAACCUACCAUUUGAAGUCAUGAAACCUAUGGUUUGAGCCAUUUUGAGCUCUUUAGAAUGGAAAAUGCAAAAAAGUUGAUUUUUCCAUACAAAUCUCCAUAUAAAUUUGAAAUGCAAUGUGCCAAGCGGAGACAAAAUCACUCGACUUCCGAUAAAUUUAGGAUUGUUUGGGACUCCGAAUAGAAUAAAAAAACUUGGUUCUGGCUUUCUGCUAUCAAGUUUCGUUUUUUCCAUAUAAGGAUUCCCCACCCUACUCUGCAUGCUUUUCUUUUUACACUAAUAAUCGUUGUGAUCAUGACUUAUUUUCGCGAAAAAUCAGUCAAAAAAGAAUUGAGAAUUGCCUCGAAAGUAUAAUUCGUCGUGAAAUAACGGUUUUCAUUUUGUUUUUUUUUUUUUAGUUACAGCUCAACGGCGUGUGUUGAACUGUGCACCAGUGUUGUCAGCACAGCCCUAAAAUAUUUAUAUCGAAAACACGUAAUACUUUUAUCAUAUUUUAAUUAUACAUAAAAAACAAAAUAAGACGCAUGUUAUGACAUAAUUUUGUUAGUUUUUUUUAUGGAAAUACUAUCCAAUAACAUAUACAUCUUUAAAGAGUGCUGCCAAUUGCCGGUUGAGUUUGUGCAUUAUUAAUGAAAUUCUAUACGCAAUUAUUCAAAAAUAACAACCUCUAAUCAAAAUAUGAGAUUGAAGACGCAAAGCAUCAAAAGCUGAUGACGUAAUUUAGCAUCGAAAACAUGCAAAAGUUCAUGGCCAGUUGAUAAGCGAACGUUGGCCACAACCCGGGGAAUGAUUGUUAAAUGAGAGCAAGAGUAAAACUCCCAAUCAUCCCAUCCCACUAUAAGUCGGAUCUGUAGAACGUAGUUCUUCGAUCACGGACAGGUUACAAAGUGGACAAUUCUCCGACAGA